CACACUGAUCGUCAAAAGAACGCGUCACUUUGCAUUUUCGUCCGGCAAAAGUUCUUUAAGGUGGCUUAAAAAUUGCGUGCCUUUGGCCAGGACAUUGGGAAAACAUCGGGACAGCCAGCCGGAGGAGCAGUCGACAAAUCCCAAUCCCGGCGGACACCGAAUUUAUGUUUGUUUGAGCACAUUUCGCCGUCAAGUCAUUCGUCAGUCUUGUCACAUGUAUUUUACGAUGGGAGGGGGAGGUGGGAAUGGCGGGAAGGAGCAGAAAAUGAUGGAAAAAAUGCGGAAAAGGAAAAACAAAUGCAAAAUGUGACAGGGGCGCAACUGAGUCCUUUUAGCGAUCCGGUGGACAGGAGCUGCUCCGCUCCCAUUGACGCUGAUAAAUGCGGGAUUGGGCUAAUAUCCAUACCUCUUUAUGACUCGUGACUUUCACUACUUCCACUAAAAUAUAACUAAAAUCUAGAAAAUGAUAUCAUCUAGCUGAAAACCAAAUUAUUAGUAAUAUUUCAAAUAACGUAUAAGGUUAUAAAAUUAUAUAAUAUUUUUAAAACUGUUAUGGUUUUCUUAAAACAUUAUUAUAAAAAUUAUUAACUUGCUGGACAGCACUCAACUUAUUCCCCAGGAAUGAAGACAGUCUGGAGUGGUCGUCAGUGUAUAAAUCAUAUCAAUCGAAGCCUUCCUCCGCUCCGAAUCCAACAUGACCAGGAAAACAGGCAGGCACUCCUCGGAUUCUGAUGGGCAAACAACCAGGAGAAGACGGCGGUGGAGAGAUCAUUACAUUGACAUAUUCAUGCGGAUUCAGAAUCGGGGAAUUCCAGGGAACACACAACAAUGGAGCACGCGACCAUGUGGAGCGGAGCCUUGAGGAGUGCGUCCCACGCGAAAACCAGGAAUCAACCUGCAACUUGCAACCUGCAAUGUGCCUUUUGUCUUGCCCAGAAAACUCACACAUCUCGCAUCGCACAUCGUCCAGUUGUCGUCGCUUUAUCCGCAACAUGGACAUGGGGACCGGGAUCGUUGGAAUGCUUAUCAAGGGGCGCACUUGUAGCUGUCAUAAGGCCAACUGAAAUAUUGGCAGCCCCAUCUCCAGUCCAAGCUGAUACCAAAACGGCAACCAAACGAGGGUUCCCCUUGCCCUAACUCCUCCCAAUGGAGUUGGAUGCACUGGACAAAAGUCCACUUGAGGUGGAAAGAAAGGAGAAAAGGCACCAGAAACGCCCCAGGACUUGUCCUCCAUCCAUUUAUCUCACUCAACGCCGGCGACGGCAACGGGCAAAUAUGGAAAUUCGUUGCCCUGGCCGCCUGUUUUUUGUGAGACCCCCGCAAACCCGCCACUAAAACCGCUUCAUUAAACACUCCAUGAACUCCCUGUCCUGGGCCAAGUGUCCUUAUGUCCUGGCGGUGUAAUUAAUUUCUGCCACAGUCGGUAUUUGAAAAAGCUUAGAAAUGCGGCCGAGGAGCGGGCGGCAGGGUUUUCCGUGCGACAGGAGCUAUUAUGAAAGGGAGUCGAGUGGCGGGGAUAAUAACACAAGAAGUCGGGGGAAAGAAAAUGGAGUUUCAGAAGGGCUUGAAGUUAUGAAUGCAAAUAAUGAAACUCCAUAAAUAGCUAUGAAAAGAGCUGCUGCAAAGAUAAGGACAAAGAAUGCAAAGGAAUUCGCCACAAAACAACCAUAACUCAGUGCUUCAUUCCACAGCCAGUCAUAUUUCAAUUAAUUUGUAAAUACCUUACAUCAUCCCAGGCAAAGUGGAAUAAACAUGUGUUAAUCAAAAUUAUCGGAUUUACUGGAUCAAUAAACUUUGUCGUGUUGCCGAACCAAUAAUAAUUAAGGCAACUGCUGCAGGAUUUUCCAAGGUUCACAGGACACCAGGCAAACAACGAAAAACCAGGACACAAAUCAAACAAAUUCGGGGGCUGACAGAAGAAAUUUAUCAUUUCAGUGCAUUUAUUACUAAGCGAAGUUCUCAUUAAGUUCUUAGAUUAUUUUUACGGUUCAAUUGUAUUUAAAAUGAGUGCUUCAAGAAGUGAUAUAGAAGUUAAUUCUACGCAGUCCUCGGAGCAGAUUGAUUUGCAGGCAAAAGAGAAGUCAAGUUCUCCAAAUCCUGAGCAAAGCAGCGAGGAUUCUGAGGAGCAGGCGCCACUCCCGACUCUUCUGCAGUGUGUGCUGGUCAAGCACGUGAACCAUGAUGAAUUGGCCCGCCGAUGGGUUGAGUUCUACAUGGCUAGUCACACGUAUGCCUUGGUUACUCUAAUGGAGUUUUUGAUGGAAGCGAGUGGAAGUCUCUACAAGAUUCCAAAGGACACUGCAAUGCCAUUCCCCUACGAGGACAUCCUGCUACAAAGCUCUCGGCACUUUCGUGGUGCCAGCACGUAUCCUAUGAUAACGAGGACGGCCGCCGUAUUUGGCAGCAGGAUAGUAGUCUUUUUGGAGGCCCUUCUGAAGGCGGUCCAUGACAUACCCAUUCCAUUGUACAAUAUGUUUUUGGAGGAGGUGACGGGAUUUGUGAUGACCAGCUCGGAGUCCAGUAUUCGUCCUUUUCGUCACACGAGCACCAUGGUGGGUCUUAAAUUGAUGACCCUUUUGCCCGAUCUCACAUCCGUGGAUAAUGAUCUACUAAAGAAACUGUGGCUGCGGAUGUUUAACUGCCUGUUUGUAAAUCGCCACCGGGACGUAGUGGACGACAUAAGGUUGCUUUGUAUCUUUGAACUGGGCGUGUGGUUCAGCAAGUACCCAAAGUGCCAGCUGGAGCCAGAGAGCCUACGUUACUUCUUCGAAGCUUUGCCCGAUAGCUCCUCGCUGGUGAGGCAGUGCGUCUUGGCCAACAUCUCGUGGCUCUCCCACCAGGAGGACCUUCGUCCCAUCUGCUUGACAAUGGGCCGUGAAUUCCGGCAACUGUUCAUGAACUUAAGCGUGGAAAGGGAAAGUGAAAUAGCAGAAGAAUCCCUGCGUAUACUCAUCGAUUUCCAUCGAUCUUCUCCAGACAUUCUGGAUGAGGAAGAUUGCAAGUUAAUUGAAGAAAUAAUACUCUUUGCAAAUCGAGGUGUAGCCCAGGCAGCGGCGGAAUUCUUCGUCCUACGCAGAAGGGAAACAGAAGGAGCACCAUUUUCGCAAAAAAUACGUCAUCUGCUACAGUUUUUCAUCGAGAGAUGUCAGCAUGAUCAUGCUGGCUAUCUGGUGGAUUCUUUUUUCGACAACUGCGACAUGGUUACUGACUGGGAGUCCAUAAUAAAGAUGCUGAUGGAGGAACAGCUCCCAGCUCUUAGCCAAGCUGAGAGCUCCGCGUUGAUUGAAAUCCUGACCAAAGGCGUUAGCCAAGCAGUGACUGGUGAAAUACCGCAGGGAAGAUACACCAAAGAUCUAAAGAGGGAGCCAAAGGCGGGAGCCCACGAGAAGGCCACCCGAUUACUAGCACCUGUGCUGCCACAACUACUUCGAAAGUAUGUCGACCGCCCAGACGAUCUGGCAAAUCUUCUCAAACUGCCUCAACACUUUUGUCACGAUUACUUCCGGGAGACUAAUAAUCGGGGUCAACUUGAGGAACUCAUGGACGAGAUGGACAACCUUAUGUUCCAUCAAACGAGCAGCCGCGUGCUUCGCAGUGGAGCGUACACCCUGAGUAUUCUUUACAGAAUGGAAUCCAGCAACCUGCACAUACGGCAGAUACUCAACAGCGCGGUGACCAACUAUAAGAUCGCACUGCGCACCUGGCAGGAGAUGUAUGGCCUGGUAACCUCCGCGUCUUCGUCGGACUCCUCCAAAACUUCGAAAAGCCGCUCCCGCCGACUGCUGAUCACCUUGCGCUUGUUGUCCGCCCUGUACGCACACUUUAAUCUCAGUUUCGGACGGCUGACCGAGUCGAUUCUGUCCAGCCUUAAGAGAGUGGUCAGGGAACGGGAUAUGGGCAGAAAUAGCCUGCCGGCGGAGGUAGUGUCUCUUUAUCUGGCUGCUGGCUACUUUAGCCUCUCCUGGGACCUAAACACCUUCAAGAAAGAAGCCUUAAACAAUUCAAACAUGGAGGAUUCUUGCGCCGCUCUCAAGAAGCACUUUGAGGACUAUCUGUUUGUCACCUUUGGACAGGUCGUGAAUGACAAUAUGCCGCUUGCUUAUGGUUGUCUCUCAUUCAUCUGCGAUCUGUUUGUGUUAUAUGGAUACCACCUACUCGACAAUCCCCAUCCCUUAGUGCGUUCCCUUGCAUACGCACCAUCUGUAAAUGAGGUGGAGAUACUGGACAACUUCGUGUUACGACACCAUUUUCAGCGGAGUCCUGCGGACCUUAUGAAUGAAUCGUUCUUCCCUCAGCUGCAUGACCUACGUCGCAGCCUGUCCAGCUACUGCAAACUGGUGGCCUUCAAUGUGAUUCCACCAAUGCGCGCCGCCAGGAUCUAUCAGUACUAUGAAAAGUACUACGAUCCUUUUGGCGACGUUUUGAGAUGUUCCAUGGAACUCACCAUCAAAGUCAAUGCCAUCCACUAUGGUAUGACAGUGUUCCACACCGGCCUGUUGCUAUACAAGAAGAUUAUGGACGACAAUGGCGGUAAUAGUGUCAGGGCUGCCGGUUCCCCAGAGUUCCUCGAACUUAUCAGCCUGGCCACUCGAUUGGCGGAGACCCUUAGUUCCCAUCCCUAUAGGAAUCGCAACGCCAUGAUAACUCUUCACAAAGCUGGAAUUAUGUACGCUAAGGAAUCGGUUCCGGACCAACCCACCGCUGCCCCGAAGAAUCUACUCUUCUUGAGGGUCAUGCAGAUGUUUGUGCCGCAGCUCCUAAAGCAGGACAAGGUCAAGAUACUGGAGUUACUGCAGACCAUUGAGCAGCCGGCGUUGCCUUCCUGCAACAGGGAGGAGUGGGAGCCUUUGGAAGGAUAUCGCUCCGCUUUGGGGGCUUCCGGUAGAAGGGGUCGUUCGGAUGUUGUGGUGACCACCUAGAGAGCUUAGCUCUUCUAUGGAUUGUUGUCUUGAUUAUACAAAAUAGAACA
Molecule: messenger RNA, 4969 nt
Organism: Drosophila biarmipes
Lineage: Eukaryota; Metazoa; Arthropoda; Insecta; Diptera; Drosophilidae
Product: cohesin subunit SA-2
Exons: 11
Coding region: 2004-4919 (971 amino acids)
Biological process (GO): sister chromatid cohesion
Cellular component (GO): cohesin complex; chromatin; nucleus
Molecular function (GO): chromatin binding
Source: RefSeq, a predicted model, not a curated record